AGUUACUCCCUACCCUCAGGCGGUGGACCGUUAUGGAAUUUAUGGUCAUACAACAACUGAUUUUCAACAACGUCAAGCUGAUAAGCAAACGUAACGGGAAUGGGAAGCAGUAUGACAUUGAUGCUGAUAAGCCAUUGAGCUGCGUAGGGAAGAAGAAGAAGAAGAAGAAGAAGAAGAAGAAGAAGAAGAAAAGAAGAAGAAGAAAAGAAGAAGAAGAAGAAAGGGAUGAUGAAGAAGAAGAAGAAGUAGAAGAAGCGGAAGUAGAGGAAGAAGAAGAAGAAGAAGAAGAAGAAGAAGAAGGAGAAGGAGAAGAAGAAGGAGAAGAAGGGGAAGAAGAAGAAGGGGGAGAUGACAAAGAAGAGGAUGCUGGCAAAGAGGAAGGGGAAGGAGAGGGAGGGGGAGAGGGAGAGGGAGAGAGAGGGGGAGAGGAAGGGGAAGGGAAAGGAGGAGGAGGAGGAGGAGGAGAAGAAGAAGGGGGAAGCGGAGAGGAAGGGAAGAUGGACAAGAAGGGGGAGGCUGCGGGGGAAGAGGAUGGGAAGAUGGAAAACAGGAAGGAGGAGAGGGAGAGGGAGAACUCGAAGGGAAAGAAAGGGGAGGAGAAGGUGGAAGAGGAUGAUCCACGGACCAGCGAAGCACAGCAUCCGGCGAAACCAUUGUGCAAGUCGAGUCACAUGUAUAGGGUGUCGACACCCUAGACAUGCGGCAACCAUGAUUGUCAUUGUGUAAGUCGAGUAUAUAGGGUGUCACAUGUAUAUAGGGUGUCGACUUACACAUUGGCCCGAGGAUGGAUGGACUCCAUCCAGCUGGCGAGCACGAGUGUAACUGGAUGGAGAUCGAGUCCAUCCAUCCUCGGGCCAAUGUCGAAGGAGCAUGGCCACGGGUUAAGCAAACGGGGGAGGACAAGCAUGGUGGUUGCCGCAGAGUUCUGAAAUCAAAUAAUAUGCCAACU
Molecule: messenger RNA, 949 nt
Organism: Chara braunii
Lineage: Eukaryota; Viridiplantae; Streptophyta; Charophyceae; Charales; Characeae
Source: the annotation of a GenBank genome assembly